AUGAACUCAACAGAAGUCUACUCGUCCGUCGACAAGCACUACGGUGCAGCAGCCAAAGCCCAGGACUCAAAUGGCUACGCCCAAAGAGUCGCAGAGGCAUUCGGCUACAGCCAACAAGACCUCGACGGAAUGCCAGAAGAAGCGAACUUGGGACUAAGCUGUGGCAACCCCAUCGCCCUGGCAAAGCUCAGAGAAGUACGACUUACAAGGUCCCCGACACAAAAAUCCAUACCAAAUAUUGACAACUUGAACAGGGCGAAACAGUCCUCGACCUAGGCAGCGGCGCCGGCUUCGACGUCUUCCAAGCCUCCAAGAGAGUCGGCCCAACCGGAAAAUCCAUCGGGGUCGAUUUCAACAAAGACAUGCUCGCCCGCGCCAAUGCCAUCAAGACCAAAAUCCAAAGCGACAAUGUGGAAUUCGUCGAUUCAAAAAUAACCAAAAUCGAAGUCCCGACUGCGAGCGUGGAUUGCAUCAUCAGCAACUGCGUCAUUAACCUCGUACCGGAGGAGGAGAAGCAGCAGGUUUUCAACGAGAUGUUCAGGCUUUUGAAAUCAGGGGGACGGGUGGCUGUUAGUGAUAUUCUGGCAAAGGGGGAGAUGCCGGACUCGGUUCGAGGGGAUAUGAGUCUGUAUGUGGGAUGUAUCGCUGGGGCGAGUGAGGUGGGUGCUUAUGAGAAGUAUUUGAGGGCUGCUGGGUUUGAUGGUAGGUUUUCAUGCCCUGAAAUGGCUUGUGGGUGAGGGCGUGCUGACCGUUUGGCAAUUGCAGAUGUUUUGAUCGUGGAUGCCAAGAGUGAUCUGAACGUCUAUUGGCAGACGGAGGGCGCAGAAGAUGCACAAGGCGUGAAUGCUUGCUGUGGGCCAUCAGCGGCGGCGCCACCAAAGCCUGCUGCAUGUUGUGGUCCCUCGAAUGAAACCAAGCAGGAGCCCAAAGCUUGCUACGGGCCUUCUUCCGCCAACGGUACAAGCGCCACCAACGGAGUAUCUGAGCAGAAUGGCAAGCGAGUGGACUUCAAUGAAUAUGCAGGUAAGUCCCGCAUCAUCCGGUCAGACGCUCGAACAAUGGAAUGCUGACAGCCACUAGGCUCAUACAAGAUCUACGCUAUCAAGCCAUAG
Lecanosticta acicola is the source of this 1112-nucleotide messenger RNA. NCBI's taxonomy places the organism in Eukaryota, Fungi, Ascomycota, Dothideomycetes, Mycosphaerellales, Mycosphaerellaceae. The record is from the annotation of a GenBank genome assembly.